AUCCUGAGGUGCAAACAGUCACAUGAUAUCAAAUCGACUUCGCAUCAUCCCGGAAGUCAUAUCACGCAUCAUACCGUGGUAUAAAUAUUGCAUCUUCAAAGCUCUCCAACACGGCACAAAAAUAAUUUAGCACAUCUCUCCUAGUACUUACCACCGGCGAUACCGUACUCCACAUCUAAAACAUAGUCAAGCAAUCACCCAGGAGCAGAAAGCCUCAUUCUCAAUCCCCGCCUACCCCAAACAGCAAAAUCUCCAACCAUGUCCGCCCAAGCCACAUCAACGCAAUCCACAAGCCAAAAACAACCUGAUGCUGCACCCCAGACUCAACAGCAGAAGCCCGCCGUCCUAGAAGAAGAUGACGAGUUUGAAGAUUUCCCAGUCGAAGACUGGCCUCAAGAAGAAGCUGAAACAACCGGCUUCGCGUCUGGCGGAGACACCACCAACCACCUCUGGGAGGAGAGCUGGGACGACGAUGACAACAAUGAGGAUUUCUCGAAACAGCUAAAGGAGGAGCUAAAAAAGGUCGAAGCGGGGAAGGGAUCAUAACAUUCUGCCUAUUCCGGUUUUUCUUUUUUCUAGGGUGUGGGAGCUUUGUUUAUUAUUUUCUCCUCCUCUUGACGGACGGACGAUCGUGGGAGGGGAUUGAUAUGGGAGUAUUGAUUUGAAACGAGAUGAUAUAAAUCAAAUAAACCGGCGCUGGGGUUCUUCUUUGUUUUAUUGUUUUUGUCUGUUUGUGCGUCUAAUCGUUGUUUUACUGCUGUUCUGUAAAACUAAUAGCUUUUCUUUUUUCUUGUCGUUUUUUGUAUGGCUUUCCAUUUUACAGGUGAAAUAUUUUAGCAUUAUCUUGCUCCUUUGUGGUUUUCUUCCUAUCUUUCAAGAGUUCAUUGAAAAAGAGGGGGUAGAUUUGUUUAUAUGCGCAUGCGCCCUGAUCCCGAUACAAACACGACCGAACUGCUAUUAGACAACGACAGUGAGUGAAUUCGACUUUUGUUCUUUCUGCCAGACGUUCUCUACCACGCUGCAUAGCAAUAGACGGUUGAGGAUAUUAGAAGAGACUCAACUCAAGAGGUUGAGAGAGUCAUCAAAAUAAUAAACCAUGAUGCAUCAAUAGGAUUAUAUCAUGAAAGAUCCCUGGCCUAU
Blastomyces gilchristii SLH14081 is the source of this 1140-nucleotide messenger RNA. RefSeq lists its product as uncharacterized. Gene Ontology annotation, biological process: double-strand break repair via homologous recombination; proteasome assembly; mRNA export from nucleus. The record is from RefSeq and is a predicted model, not a curated record. The transcript has 3 exons. Gene Ontology annotation, cellular component: proteasome complex; proteasome regulatory particle, lid subcomplex. Bases 259 to 546 code for a protein of 95 amino acids. Lineage: Eukaryota; Fungi; Ascomycota; Eurotiomycetes; Onygenales; Ajellomycetaceae.